Messenger RNA from Nicotiana tabacum (common tobacco), 2195 nucleotides. Its product is annotated as thylakoidal processing peptidase 1, chloroplastic-like. The record is from RefSeq and is a predicted model, not a curated record. Gene Ontology annotation, molecular function: serine-type endopeptidase activity. NCBI's taxonomy places the organism in Eukaryota, Viridiplantae, Streptophyta, Magnoliopsida, Solanales, Solanaceae. Gene Ontology annotation, cellular component: chloroplast thylakoid membrane. Gene Ontology annotation, biological process: thylakoid membrane organization.
CAGAACCCUUCACAAAAUCGUCAAUCUUCUCACUUUCCUGGCGUCUCGCAAUUCUCCUCUUUUUCCCGGCGAUUUCUCGCCGGCCGUCGUCGUCGUCGGGAGCUAAAUCCCUUUCCUAUCCCGUUCAUAAAACCCCUUUUGAAAAACAACCCUAAUUUCGACACAGUUCUUCCAAAUAGCCAUUCAGUUUUUCCCUGAUACCGUUGACCCAACUUUUCAAUUCACCAAUUUCUUCACCGAUCCACUGAUUUCUUCAAUGCCGAUGGCAUUUCUUCGCUUCUGUUAGGUUUUUUACAACUCUCCCCGUUAAUUACCGAACCUACAAUUCUCUACAUCUUUCUCGGUUUAUUACAAUUUAUACUUAUGGCGAUUCGAUUCACCGUCACUUACUCCGGCUACUUAGCCCAAAACCUAGCUUCCUCGGCUUCUUCAAAAGUUGUGGGUUGCCGGUUCUUUCACGAAUGUAGUACUACUAUCCGAUCUCGAAUUUUUCAUCCACCAUCUCAAAAACCCGAAUCAAAUUACUCCGAUUUUCGCCGAUCCAAACCGAAACCCCGGCCGUUGAGUAGCACGUACUCGGCCCGGUCUUUUUCGUCCGGUUCAGUUUGUUCGUCUCUUGCUGCCGAAUUCCUCAGUGAAAGUUGUUCAAAAUCACCUUUGGUUGUUGGAUUAAUUUCGCUGAUGAAGUCUUCUUGUGGGCCCUCUGCUACUAUGAGUGUUUUGGGGAUUUCGCCUUUGAAAGCGUCUUCAAUACUUCCAUUUUUUCAGGGCUCGAAAUGGCUUCCUUGUAAUGUGCCCAGUACUAUUGGGUCCUCGGCUGCUCGGCCCGAGGUGGAUAAGGGUGGAACUGAAAAAACUGAAUGUGGUAAUAAAAAGUUUGUUUGUUCGGAGCCUUUGGUUUCGAAUGAAUUGAAGGCUGUUUCGAAUUCGAAGAGCUGUUGGUUGUCAAAGGUGUUGAACGUUUGUUCUGAUGAUGCAAAAGCUGCAUUUACAGCAUUGAGUGUGAGCAUAAUGUUUAAGUCAUCUUUGGCUGAGCCAAGAUCAAUUCCAUCUGCUUCCAUGUCACCUACUCUCGAUGUGGGUGACCGUAUAAUGGCUGAAAAGGUUUCAUAUAUUUUCCGGAAGCCUGAAGUUUCAGAUAUAGUGAUAUUUAGAGCCCCACCUAUCCUUCAGCAUAUUGGUUAUAGUGCUGGAGAUGUCUUUAUUAAAAGAAUUGUUGCAACAGCUGGGGACUAUGUUGAAGUGCGUGGGGGUAAACUGUUUGUGAAUGGUGUUGCUCAAGAUGAAGACUUCAUUUUAGAGCCCCUUGCAUAUGAAAUGGAACCAGUGCUUGUCCCUGAUGGCUAUGUGUUCGUGAUGGGGGACAAUCGCAAUAACAGCUUUGAUUCUCAUAACUGGGGUCCACUUCCCGUUGAGAACAUUGUUGGUAGGUCAGUAUUCAGAUAUUGGCCCCCAUCCAAAGUGUCGGACACUCUGCAUGGCUCAGUAUUGGAGAAGAGAGUAGUUGCAGUUUCUUAACCCUUGGCCCCUUUGUUCUAAGUGGGGAGGAGUUCAACUGACUUCUUUCAUCUCUUUAUUCUUUUACUGGUCAUUUUCUGCCUUUUGGCUCAUUGGACCAGCUGUACAAUCUUUUACUAUUCCAUCUAGUGUCGUUCGAUACAUAACAUGAACCACUUUGAGGAUGGAUUGUCUUAAUCCGCCGUGUUAGCUAUUUUUUUCUCAAGGGCCCUAUCUUGGGCGGUUUCUGCAAUUUUAUAAAGUCUCACAGAUAAAGCUGUUCACUGGAAUUUAGCAACUCAGGUGUGAUGAUCCGAAGGACGGUUGAUUGGUGAUGUUCUUGGAACUGGAACAUUUUUCUUCUCUUUAACUUUGAAGUGGAGAACCGGACUGGGGUGACUCACUCGGUGCCUACGUAGAUCCAGCAAAGUUCCAGCAGCAAAUCGUGACAAUUUUUUGAGGCUGGAUGUGUUUAAUAUUUGCUUGUAUUCGUGCUGAAUGUAGUGAAUUUUUGAAGUAUGAUUUCCAUGUAACAAUUUUCUCUGCUGUGUUCGAGGGCGGCUCCACCCCUAGGCCAAUAAAGCUCUUGCUUUUGGUCCCAAAAUUCAAAUCCCCUAAAAUUAUUUGUAUUAGCUAUAAAAAUUGUAAUUCAAAUAUUACAAUUCUUAUAAGUAAUUUGUUUUAACCGUUUGUUGUUA